Esox lucius (northern pike) is the source of this 2580-nucleotide messenger RNA. It is a transcript of the gene cdc16, whose product is annotated as cell division cycle 16 homolog (S. cerevisiae). The coding region runs from base 186 to 2069 and encodes 627 amino acids. Gene Ontology annotation, biological process: cell division. The transcript is spliced from 18 exons. Gene Ontology annotation, molecular function: protein binding. The record is from RefSeq and is a predicted model, not a curated record. NCBI's taxonomy places the organism in Eukaryota, Metazoa, Chordata, Actinopteri, Esociformes, Esocidae.
CACAGGCUGGAGUUUCUUUGCGGAUAGUUUUUAAGAGACACUUCCGCUGCAGAAGAAGAAGCCGCGGAUUUUGCGUAGCUAGCUAGUUAACCCGCUAAACAACGGAUGAUCACAAUAUAGUUUUUUUUGUCAUUGAAUGAUAAUGAUACGGUUUGUAUUAUAAAGGGAGCAUCAGGACAAUCAUAAUGAAUCUUGACCGACUUAGAAAACGUGUACGGCACUACAUUGAUCAGCAACAGUAUCAAAGUGCCCUAUUUUGGGCAGAUAAGAUUGCAUCCCUGUCCCAUGAAGACCCCCAGGAUAUCUACUGGCUAGCACAGUGCCUUUAUCUAACCUCCCAGUACCACAGAGCAUCCCAUGCCCUGCGGUCACGCAAACUAGAUAAGUUAUACGCCGCCUGUCAAUAUCUCGCUGCUAGAUGCCAUUAUGCUGCAAAAGAGUUCCAGCAGGCCUUGGACAUCCUGGACAUGGAGGAGCCAGCCAGCAAAAAGCUGCUUGACCGAAAUGUCAAAGAAGACCAUGGGAUACUAGAUUCGUCCAAGGACUGGGAAAUGAGCCCUGCCUCUAUCAACAGCUCCAUCUGUCUUUUGCGAGGCAAGAUCUAUGACGCCAUGGAUAACCGGCCUCUGGCCACUUCCAGCUACAAAGAGGCCUUGAAACUGGACGUGUACUGCUUUGAAGCUUUCGACCUUCUAACAUCCCACCACAUGCUGACUGCCCAGGAAGAAAAGGAUUUCCUUGACUCCCUUCCACUCAGCCAACAGUGCAACGAGGAAGAAGAUGAAUUACUUCACUUCCUGUUUGAGAACAAGUUGAAAAAGUACAACAAACCCAGUGAUAUGGUGAUCCCAGAGAUGGUCAAUGGUCUCGCUGACAACUUGGAUGUCGUGGUCUCACUUGCAGAGAGGCAUUAUUACAACUGUGACUUUAAAAUGUGCUACAAACUCACUUCUAUGGUGAUGGUGAAGGACCCAUUCCAUGCCAACUGUUUACCAGUUCAUAUAGGAACCCUGGUGGAGCUCAGCAAAGCGAAUGAACUGUUUUACCUUUCCCACAAGCUUGUGGACUUGUAUCCCAACAACCCAGUGUCUUGGUUUGCGGUGGGAUGCUACUAUCUAAUGGUUGGUCACAAAAAUGAACACGCCCGUAGAUAUCUCAGCAAAGCGACCACACUGGAGCGAACUUACGGUCCCGCGUGGAUCGCAUACGGUCACUCUUUUGCUGUGGAAAGUGAACACGAUCAGGCAAUGGCUGCAUACUUUACUGCGGCCCAGCUGAUGAAGGGAUGCCAUCUCCCCAUGUUGUAUAUAGGGCUGGAGUAUGGCCUUACAAACAACUCCAAACUGGCUGAGCGUUUCUUCAGUCAGGCCCUGAGCAUCGCCCCAGAAGACCCCUUUGUAAUGCAUGAGGUGGCUGUGGUCGCCUUCCAGAAUGGAGACUGGAAAAGUGCCGAGAAGUUGUUCCUGGAUGCCAUGGACAAGAUAAAAGCCAUUGGGAAUGAGGUUACAGUCGACAAGUGGGAACCUCUCCUAAACAACCUGGGUCAUGUUUGUCGAAAACUUAAGAAGUAUGACCAGGCAUUGGAAUACCACCGCCAGGCCCUGGUUCUCAUUCCCCAGCAUGCGUCAACCUACUCCGCAAUCGGAUAUGUGCACAGCCUCAUGGGAGAUUUUGAAAGCGCCAUUGACUACUUUCACACGGCACUCGGUCUUAAGAGAGAUGACACAUUUUCUGUGACAAUGCUCGGCCACUGCAUUGAGAUGUACAUUGGAGACACAGAUGCCUACAUAGGUAAAACAUCCUACAUAGGGACUGACAUAAAGGACAAAGUCCGCAGUACACUGAGCACACCGGCGUUGAUGAAGAUGCUGAAUACGUCGGCAGAACCCAGUGACACUCGAGCUGCGCCGCUCCUGGAGGAUAGCACCGUAAUGGCUCUGGAGACGCUCCCGUCCAAUCAGGACAAAACCUUGCUGGACACACCCCUGCGUCGCACGCUUCCCCUUGAGUGUGACAUGUAUGAGAGUGACAUGAUGCUCGAGACGUCAAUGUCCGACACCAGCGCGUGAUGUCGAGGUUCAUGCCAGGAUUAUUGUAUUGACUGGUUGCCUGGUUCUGUCUUCAGGACCAAUUAUAAACCAGACUGCUGGCACUUAUUAAAAGGUAUCUUGUCAACUUCACAAAUUACUGGAUUGGAGUAGCCUAUGCAAUGGGAAAGGCAAAUAGUUGAGGACUAAGUAUAUUAACAAAGUUAAGGCAGAACUUUGACCAUCACAACUUUUAGAUUCUGAAGUUGACUGGGCAGGGGAUGAGGGAUUGGUUUGGACGUGGACCUUUGGUGACGACAAUGGAGAAAUUGGGGGAAGUAUAGACACGGUCCCCUGAUGUUUUACUAAUUUGAAUGAAUGCUGCUGCUACAUCUGUGAACACCAAUCAACUGACGGUGCCCCUUAACCUGAAGCAGGAACAGGUGUUCCUUACCUGUGGAUUUUUACUUUGAAUUAACAAACCUGGCUGAGUGCAGUUUUGAUUAUAUGAAUGGUGGUAGUUCCUAAAAUAAACCAUACAGUUGUCUUUUUA